Molecule: messenger RNA, 485 nt
Organism: Neodiprion fabricii
Lineage: Eukaryota; Metazoa; Arthropoda; Insecta; Hymenoptera; Diprionidae
Gene: Rpb12
Product: DNA-directed RNA polymerases I, II, and III subunit RPABC4
Exons: 3
Coding region: 143-319 (58 amino acids)
Biological process (GO): DNA-templated transcription
Cellular component (GO): RNA polymerase II, core complex; RNA polymerase I complex; RNA polymerase III complex
Molecular function (GO): zinc ion binding; DNA-directed RNA polymerase activity; DNA binding
Source: RefSeq, a predicted model, not a curated record
GGUAUAAUAUCGACAUUACAUUAGGUUAAGUAAGGUUACUUUAACGCUUAAGCGUUCUAAAAACAGCGAUUUUCGGAGACGAGCAGAAAGAUCCGUAAGAAACGCAUAAAUAUUGGCUUAAUUAUCUUGAUUACCUCGUGAUAUGGACACCAGCAGUAAAGCGGAAUCUGCGCCUAAGCAAGCUAUGGUUUACAUCUGCGGAGAAUGUCACCACGACAACGAGAUCCGUCCUAGAGAUCCGAUACGUUGCCGAGAAUGUGGGUACAGGAUAAUGUACAAGAAACGCACCAAGCGACUCGUCGUCUUCGAUGCUCGAUAGAUGUGUUGUGACAAGCCACAAAACCCUGUACAAAUUCUUAACAAUAAUGGAAUUCUAUGAAGAUGAUCAUCACGCCUCAAUUUAUUACAUGUAAUUACACUGCGAUGAAUUAAUAUUUGACCAUUUUUUCUUGUAUGUGAAAUAAAUGACAUAUAUGUCAAAGAAA